Molecule: messenger RNA, 477 nt
Organism: Triticum turgidum subsp. durum (durum wheat)
Lineage: Eukaryota; Viridiplantae; Streptophyta; Magnoliopsida; Poales; Poaceae
Source: the annotation of a GenBank genome assembly
AUGGUGCACGCCGCGACGUCCGAGCGCUUCAGCAGCGUGUUCGCCUCAUUCGACCGCGACGCCGACGGCAGGAUCUCGGCGGCUGAGCUGCGGCUGUGCAUGAAGGCGGCGCUGCGCGAGGACGUGUCGGCGGAGGACGCAGAGGCGCUCGUGGCGUUGGCCGACACCGACGGAGACCGGCUGCUGGACGAGCAGGAGUUCCUCCGGUUGGUGGCGCGGCCGGAGACGGAGGAGGAGGAGGAGCGGUGCCGGGGGCUGAGGGAGGCGUUCACGAUGUACGAAGUGAAGGGCGAAGGGUGCAUCACGCCGGCGAGCCUGAUGCGGAUGCUCGCCAGGCUGGGGUCCGAGCAGGGCAUCGAGGAGUGCCGCGCCAUGAUCCGCAGGUUUGAUCUGAAUGGAGACGGAGUCGUUUGCUUCGACGAGUUCAAGGCGAAUAUCAGUGUGCAGAGGCUUCUGACAAGAAUGCAGCUAUUUUAA